AUGAUUCACCAAGGGCACUUAAAUGAACUGUUAAGCGAUCGAAGAAGGUCCAACUUUGCUCAAGGACGCGAACAGCAUCCGGGCCCACCAAAACCACCUUCUCCAACUCGAAACUUUCAAAUAAUUAUUGGAGGGGGCGAUGGCGCAUUGAUCAACAGCGCAAAGUUCACAACCACCCACAAGCUCAAAUGGUCGAUCACUCACGAACGGUACGAUGAACUUGGAGAAAGUAUCAUCUUCGAUACGUCGGAUACCCACAAUUUGGUUUUUCCUCACUAUGAUGCUCUGGUUAUCGCUUUACACAUAUUAGAUACAGAUGUGAAACGUAUUAUGGUGGAUGAUGGGAGUUUUGCAUUAUCCACCCUCGAGUACUUACAAAGAUGA
Molecule: messenger RNA, 384 nt
Organism: Nicotiana attenuata
Lineage: Eukaryota; Viridiplantae; Streptophyta; Magnoliopsida; Solanales; Solanaceae
Exons: 1
Coding region: 1-384 (127 amino acids)
Source: RefSeq, a predicted model, not a curated record